This is a messenger RNA of Quercus lobata, 846 nucleotides long. RefSeq lists its product as uncharacterized. The transcript has 2 exons. Lineage: Eukaryota; Viridiplantae; Streptophyta; Magnoliopsida; Fagales; Fagaceae. The record is from RefSeq and is a predicted model, not a curated record. Bases 1 to 846 code for a protein of 281 amino acids.
AUGGCGGGCGAUUUUAAUGAACCUCUUAUGCAAGAGGAUAAAUUUGGAGGCAGGGGUGUUAGUGUGAAUUGGUCUCUGGCCUUUAAAGAUUGCUUAGAUUUAUGCAAUAUGGUUGAUAUGGGUUUUAAUGGGCCAAGGGACAGGAACUUAGCUGAGUCUAUUAAGGUUUUUUCUAAGGAAGCUACCAUCUGGAACAGGGAUCAUUUUGGGAAUAUCCACCAGAAGAAGAGGAGAAUCAUGGCUAGAAUCUAUGGUGCCCAAAAAGCUCUCUCCAUCUAUCCAAGCUCCUCCCUCAUUAAUCUCGAGAAUCAGCUGCAGCAAGAUCUGGAGGUUGUGUUAGACCAAGAGAGGGAUCUUUGGAUGUUGAAAUCCAAAAUUAAUUGGUUGGUCCAGGGAGACCGCAAUACAGCUUUUUAUCAUGUAUCUGCCUUAGCCAGAAGGAAAAGAAACCAUAUUGCCUCAGUCAAAGACGAGAGGGGUUUGUGGUUAUCUGAUGAGAGUGAAGUCAUGGAACACUUUAGAAGUGGUUUUGUUUACCUGUACACCACUUCUCUUGAGGCAGCCUCUCGGGUUCCUAGCCAUGAUGUUUCCUGGCAGAUUCAUUUGUCUGAGCAAGCUAAGGCAUCAAUGGGUGCCAUGGUCACCAUGGAAGAAAUUAAAGAUGCUAUAUGGUCCAUGAAACCGUAUAAGGCUCCAAGUCCGGAUGGUCUCCAUGCUGAUUUCUUUCAACGUUUCUGGCUUGUAGUUGGGGAUUCUAUUAAGGAGGAAGUUAUGAGAGCUUUCACUGAGAGAAAGGUUCCCGAUUAUCUCAACAAAACCCUCAUUGUGCUCAUUCCCAAAAUCUAG